GACAAGGAAGAACUUUUAGCAAAAAAUCCUCGACGUGUGAAAUAUGCAACAUGAUUUUCCCAUUUAUAACAUUUAUAGAGCAUGCAGUUAUUAUGAAACAUUGCUACAAUUUUAAGAUAAACUUACUAGGAAAACGCCAGUUUCCAAAGACACAUAUAAUCGUCUUCAUCACGAUAAUUCUCUCGAAGAUGAAACGCAAAUAAAUUUUACAGAGAAAGAAAAGAAGAAAGAUG
This is a messenger RNA of Clunio marinus, 233 nucleotides long. NCBI's taxonomy places the organism in Eukaryota, Metazoa, Arthropoda, Insecta, Diptera, Chironomidae. The record is from the annotation of a GenBank genome assembly.